Molecule: messenger RNA, 2010 nt
Organism: Rhinocladiella mackenziei CBS 650.93
Lineage: Eukaryota; Fungi; Ascomycota; Eurotiomycetes; Chaetothyriales; Herpotrichiellaceae
Product: arginine-tRNA ligase
Exons: 2
Coding region: 1-2010 (669 amino acids)
Biological process (GO): mitochondrial translation; arginyl-tRNA aminoacylation
Cellular component (GO): mitochondrion; cytoplasm
Molecular function (GO): ATP binding; arginine-tRNA ligase activity
Source: RefSeq, a predicted model, not a curated record
AUGACGACCCUCGACCUCGGCGGGCUUACAUCCAGGCUGGGGGACCUGGGACUGGGUCCCAUUCCUGACUUCCCGGAGCCUCAUAUGCUGAACAAACCACUCGAUAUUGGCCGUUCCUACCUUGCGGAUAUCCUUCGCAACCUGGUCCAGUGCGAUUUGCCCACUGCUUAUAAUUGUAUUCAAUGGCCCAACGAUAUCUUCACAGCAGACUUGACGGUCCCCCUUCCGAGGCUCAACCAUGGUGCAGAUCCCACCGCAUUUGCGAUGGAUCUCAUGGAGAGGUUCCCAGAAUGCCCCCUUUUUAUCUUUCCUCUCCAAGAUGGCGUGCAUCUCCGGAUCAUGUUCCGGUCUAACACGCUUCCCCGUCUUCUUCUCCCCUACAUCGACGACCGCAAAGAGACUUAUGGUAGAGACACCGCGAUGGGUCUUCGCGACCCGGCUUCGCCUGAUCUCGGCUGCAAGAAGCUUGUCAUUGAAUUUUCCUCCCCAAACAUUGGCAGUGAAUUUCAUGGCAAACACCUCCGGAGUACGAUCAUCGGGGCUUAUAUUGCUAACCUAUACACAAACAUGGGGUGGGAUGUGGUCAAGGUGAACUAUCUUGGCGAUUGGGGGAAACACAUCGGUCUCCUGGGAGCCGGGUGGGAAAGAUUUGGCUCGGAAGAACAGUUCCAGGCCGAUCCAGUCGGGCAUAUGCUCGGGGUGUACAACCAAAUCGAUGAACUCUUUCGGCCCGAGCAAGCUGCCAGCCGAGCCGCACGAGAUAAGGGCGAAGAUCCCGCCAGCAUUGAGAACCAAGGGCUGUUUGCAGAAAGGAAUGCCUUCUUCAAAAGGAUGGAGGAAGGGGAUGAGCAAGCGAUCACAUUGUGGAAACGUUUCAGAGACGUGAGCAUCGAGCACUAUACCACACUGUACCGGCGUCUGAACGUCAGCUUUGACGAGUAUUCUGGCGAGUCGCAAUUCAAUCCCGACACCAUCGCCGAGAUAGAAGACAUGCUUAAGAACAAGGGACUAUCUGAAGAAAGCGACAGAUCAUGGGUGGUGGAUCUCAACCGACAUACUGGGAAACCGGGCAGAGUGAUCAUCCGCGAUCGAAAUGGAAGUGGAACUUACGCCCUCAGAGAAUUAGCCACGGUCUUGGACCGCUCCCGCAAGUACUCUUUCGAUAAGAUGAUAUACGUGGUUGCCGACGAUCACAAUAUGCAUUUUCAGCGCAUCAAGAAGAUUCUGGAACUGAUGGACAUGUCAGAUCUCGCGCACAAAUUAGAGCACGUUCACUUCAACAAAAGCUCACAGAUGUCAGAAGUGGUGGGCCAAGGACAUAUGCUAGGUGGGGUUCUUGACCAGUGCCAAAAUGCCAUGGUGGAAUCGCUACGGGCGAAUCCCGACAAGGCUGCCUUGCUCGGUGACACAAACGAAUCCGCAGCCGCAUUGGGAGUCUCGGCUCUUCUGGCCCAGGAGCUCUCCGCCAAACGUGCCUCACACCAUUCCUUUGCCAUCGACCAGAUGACUGCCUUCGAACGCGGCACCGGUCCCGAACUACAAUACUGGCAUGCGAAGCUUUGUUCCAUCCUCGAAACAACAAACUCAAACUCAAGCGCGCUUUCUGACGAAGAUUUUGCCCCCGUCGAAAAAGGACAAAACACGGACCUUCUUCGUCUAUUGGCUCAAUAUCCCGACGUCACCAGCUUGGCGUAUGAAAAAUUGGAACCACCCACUGUAAUGAAUUAUCUUGUGAGCAUCACCGAUCAGCUAUCUAUGUGCCUCGAAAGCAAGUUGAAUCCAGCGGAAAGUGAAGACGCUCUAGCAGAAGCACCCGCAGAAGCACACGAACAAAGAGCAGCCGAAGUCCCAGAAGAAGUCCAGGGAGAAGGCCCAGGUGAGAUUCAAGACCAGUUGAAUCUCACACCAGCCGAAACGGUCUUGUUCGAGGCUGUUCGACAGGUCCUCGAAAAUGGCAUGAAAUUGCUUGGAAUUACGCCAGUGACGAGGUACACUCUUAGUUGCUCCUGA